UGACGUAGCGCGAAUCCCCGCCCUCUCCGCACGCACGCCGGGAAGGGGGUGGGGCCACGUUAACGUCCGCGCCAUCGCUGCACAGAGGUGGCUGGAGGUCUGUUUUUAGUGUAUGGUUUACCCUGCCAAGCGCUUCCGCCUGGUGCCGGCCAUGGAGGGCGUGCGCUGGGCCUUUUCCUGCGGCACCUGGCUGCCGAGCAGAGCAGAAUGGCUGCUGGCCGUGCGAUCGAUCCAGCCCGAGGAAAAGGAGCGCAUUGGCCAGUUCGUCUUUGCCCGGGACGCUAAGGCAGCCAUGGCUGGUCGCCUGAUGAUAAGGAAAUUGGUUGCAGAGAAAUUGAACAUACCUUGGAAUAAUAUUCGUUUGCAAAGAACUGCAAAAGGAAAGCCAGUUCUUGCAAAGGACUCCCUGAAUCCUUAUCCCAAUUUCAACUUUAACAUCUCUCAUCAAGGGGACUAUGCGGUACUUGCUUCUGAACCUGAGCUACAAGUUGGAAUUGAUAUAAUGAAGACUAGCUUUCCAGGUCGUGGUUCAAUUCCAGAAUUCUUUCAUAUUAUGAAAAGAAAAUUUACCAACAAAGAAUGGGAAACAAUCAGAAGUUUUAAAGACGAAUGGACUCAGCUGGAUAUGUUUUAUAGGAACUGGGCACUGAAGGAAAGCUUCAUAAAAGCCAUUGGUGUUGGACUAGGAUUUGAAUUACAGCGACUUGAAUUUGAUAUAUCUCCAUUAAACCUGGAUAUAGGCCAAGUUUAUAGAGAAACUCGCUUGUUUCUGGAUGGGAAAGAAGAAAAAGAAUGGGCAUUUGAGGAAAGCAAGAUAGAUGAACAUCAUUUUGUUGCAGUAGCACUUAGGAAACCUGAUGGAUCUAAACAUCAAGAUGAUUCAUCUUCAGAUGAUGCUAAACCUACCCAAAGGCAGUUUAAGAUUCUGACCUUCAAUGAUUUAAUAGCUUCUGCUGUUCCUAUGACACCUGAAGAUCCUUCAUUUUGGGACUGUUUUUGCUUCACAGAAGAAAUUUUAGUACGAAAUGGUACAAAGUCAUGAUAUGAUUCCCUAAGUAACAGAAAUGAAAACUGUUUGUAAUCUUCUGUAUUCACUAAAAAGCAAAUACCUGAUAAUACCACAUUUUGUUUUACAAAACAACUGGGAAAAAAAAGAGAACAAAACUUUUCC
This is a messenger RNA of Elephantulus edwardii (Cape elephant shrew), 1171 nucleotides long. RefSeq names its product aminoadipate-semialdehyde dehydrogenase-phosphopantetheinyl transferase (gene AASDHPPT). Lineage: Eukaryota; Metazoa; Chordata; Mammalia; Macroscelidea; Macroscelididae. Gene Ontology annotation, molecular function: magnesium ion binding; holo-[acyl-carrier-protein] synthase activity. The transcript is spliced from 6 exons. Gene Ontology annotation, cellular component: cytosol. Bases 113 to 1042 code for a protein of 309 amino acids. The record is from RefSeq and is a predicted model, not a curated record.